CAGGACGAUGACGUCGUCUCCUGGUGACGUGUCACUUUGUUUACAGCGUGCCCUGCGCUGCAGCUGCACAGUUAUGGCUGUGGAUAUAACUUUACUUUUCAAAGCCAGUGUCAAGACAGUAAAAACCAGGAACAAGGCAAUAGGAAUAAGCGUUGACUCUACCAAAGAUGAAAUAUUCAAGAGGAUCAGACCCAAGAGUGGCUUUUCUCCGAAGGCGAAAGAAGUGAUCUCGAACAUCACCAAGCUCAAAGACUUUCUGCUACAGCACAGGAAAGAUUACGUGAGCGCCGGAAGUCUCAUCUCGUCAGAUUCAACCCGUAUGACGGAGAAUGAACGAGACCAGAUUGACCAGGAUGCUCAGAUCUUCAUGAGGACCUGCUCUGAGGCCAUCAGGCAGCUACGCAAUGAAGCGGAGAAGCAAGUGACGUCAGCCCAGGUAAAGGAGCACAGAGGGGCGGUGCUGGACCUGAUUGAAAUGUAUCUGAGAGGAGUUUGUAAGCUGUACUCUGAACAAAGAGCCAUCCGAGUCAAGAGAAUGGUGGACAAGAAGAGGCUGUCGAGACUGGCCCCGGAGCACCGCAGCAAGGUGGAGAAACCGCCGGCGGUGGAGCCCAAAGAGGAGAAGACUGUCAGGGAGGAAAGUCCUGAGAAAAGUAUGUCAGAGGUCCUGGACAACCCUGUCAGCCUGUGGGAGGAGAGCCGAGUGGAGGACGAGCUCUCUCCUGAGGAGAUCCAAAUGUUUGAGCAGGAGAACCAGAGGUUGGUGAGUGAGAUGAACAGCCUGGUGGAUGAAGUGAGGCAAAUUGAAGGGAAGGUGGUGGAGAUCUCCCGACUGCAGGAGAUCUUUGCUGAGAAAGUCCUGCAACAAGAAACCGAGAUAGACGGUAUACAUCAGCUGGUUGUGGGAGCAACAGAAAACGUCAAAGAAGCAAAUGAGGAUAUACGAGAGGCAAUCAAAAACAACGCGGGCUUCCGGGUAUGGAUCCUGUUCUUCUUGGUCAUGUGCUCUUUCUCUCUCCUUUUCCUGGACUGGUACGACAGCUAACACAACUAGCCAGCACGGACUCUAUUUGACAGGAAACCGUCCGGGACUGGCACAUAUCGGCUAUCUCAGAGAGAGGUGAGACUGAAUGUACAGUCUACCAUGUUGGAGCUGCUGUACAAGUCUGUGAAGAUUCUGUGUUCAAGUGGACUUUGGAGUUCUUCCUUUCCCUGAUGCUAACUAUCUAAUAGUGUUUGUCUAGCGCAUUUGGGGAUCCAAUGUUUAAAAAGCCCAUCCAUGGAGGCAAUUUGUCCACUUUUAAGAGUUUUUAAGAGUCUUUCUUUCCCACUAAAGCAGCAAUGAUGAUGUAGGAUUGGCAGUUGCUAUUUAUGUCUGUCUAACUGAAAAAAAAGUGUUUGGACCAGACUGAAGGAAACUGUUCAAAAUAGCUUUGCCUUUACUUGCUGUUUCAUGUACACUAUUUAAAAAGCGUAUACACUUGUGUACCUCAAUGACACAAAUUAUACUUCACUGUCAAACCCUGAUAAAUGGUUUGCUUCAUGGGCAGCAGAGCAAUUUAUUCGAUAUGUUAUCACAUAACUGUACUGACACUCUAGUAAAACUGAGCAAUCGCCUUGAUUCAA
Molecule: messenger RNA, 1626 nt
Organism: Gasterosteus aculeatus aculeatus (three-spined stickleback)
Lineage: Eukaryota; Metazoa; Chordata; Actinopteri; Perciformes; Gasterosteidae
Gene: stx18
Product: syntaxin 18
Biological process (GO): intracellular protein transport; retrograde vesicle-mediated transport, Golgi to endoplasmic reticulum
Cellular component (GO): membrane; endoplasmic reticulum; SNARE complex
Molecular function (GO): SNAP receptor activity
Source: RefSeq, a predicted model, not a curated record